GUUUAGGCUAGGAUCUGUUUCCGGAACCAAGCACACACACACACACACACACGGGCACAUACACAUACACAUACACAUGCACGUGUGAGGGAAACCUGGCGUGUUUCACUGUGCGCGCUGUCCUGAAUCUCAUCAGACGCAGGCCCUGCAUUAAACUCACCGUUCGGCCCGUCAGUAAGUGUCUGUGUGUCUCCAGCAACAGGGAGGCGAGUGUCUCCCAUAUCCUGCUACCUCAGUUUAGCAAGCACGUCUGCCUCUGUGUCCCUUUUCACAUAGCAUGGCAUCCAUUGAGGAAUCAGAGCCCAUGCUGGUCACCUCACAAGGGGGAGAAAAGAGGGUCUGUCCCGAGAAGGGGGAGGAGGAAGAGGGGGACUUACCUCCAAAGAGACCCAGAGUUCAGAAUGACCAGAAAAAUGGAGGCCAGUCCCAUCAAGAUGAGGAGGAAGAGCCAGAGGGGAAUGGAAGUGAGGGGGAGGACGGAGAGGAAGAUGGUGAAACCUUUGCAGAUAUGAUGAAGCAUGGCCUCACAGAGGUGGACGUGGGGAUUCUGAAGUUUGUCAGUGACCACGAGGGCUUCUCCGGCAUCCUGAAGGAAAGGUAUUCUGAUUUUGUGGUGCAUGAGAUCAACAAACAAGGCAAGACGGUGCAAUUAGAUGACCUCUCCAUUCCUCCAGAGGUUGAGGAGGUCCAAGAGGCUCAGCAGCAGCAGACAGAUGAAUCUGAUGUGCUGACGGAGGAGCAGAAACAGCAGCUUGGGGAGCUGCAGCUCUUCAAGAACAAAGAGGGCAAUGUCUCAAUUGAAGUAGAGGAUGAUACAAAAGAGAAGCGGACACUGAUCCACAAAGCCAUCAAGACUCAGUUUCCUGGUCUGGAGACAAAGACGGAGGAGAGGGAAGGUCACAAGUUCAUAGUGGCCUACCAUGCUGCUGGGAAGAAAGCUCUAGCAGAGGUCAAAACAGCUACAGCUCCAAGGAAACACUCCUGGCCUAAAAAACGUGGCAGUUUCUGCCAUUUUGUCCUGUACAAGGAGAACAAGGACACCAUGGAUGCUAUCAAUGUGCUCUCCAAGUUCCUCAGGCUUAGACCCAAUUUAUUCUCCUACAUGGGGACCAAGGACAAGAGAGCCAUCACUGUACAGGAGAUUGCAGUUCUCAAGAUCACGGCAGAGAGGUUGGCCCACCUCAACAAGUGCCUCAUGAACUUCAAGCUUGGAAAUUUUUGUUAUAAAAAUCACCCUCUUAAGCUGGGGGAGCUGCAGGGAAACCACUUCACUGUGGUCAUCAGGAACAUCUCAGGGACACAGGAGCAGGUGCAGCAGGCCAUGACAUCCCUCAAGGAAACAGGUUUCAUCAACUACUAUGGCAUGCAGCGCUUUGGCACCACAGCUGUGCCGACACACCAGGUCGGCAGGUCCAUCCUGAAAAAUGACUGGAAUGAGGUGGUGGAUUUAAUUUUGAAGCCUCGACCUGGAGCGGAGAAAGGCUACCUGGUGCGCUGCAGGGAGGAGUGGGCCAAAACUCAGGACCCGGAGGCAGCCCUGAAAAAACUUCCAAUCAAGCGCUGCGUGGAGGGGCAGCUGCUGCGAGGCCUGUCUAUGUAUGGCAAGAAGAACAUCAUCACUGCCUUUGGACUGAUUCCCAGAAACAACCGUCUGAUGUACAUCCACAGCUACCAAAGUGUGGUAUGGAACACCAUGGUGAGCCGAAGAAUCGAGGCCUUUGGUUUGAAGGCUGUGGAGGGCGAUCUGGUGCUCAGAGGAGGCACGGCACACCACCUGACUGCAGAGGAAGCUGAGAGUCAUUCCAUCCAUGACAUUGUGAUGCCUCUGCCUGGGUUUGAUGUCAUUUACCCUUCUCACCAUGUGGGUAAAGGCUACAGGGAGAUGCUGUCUGCGGACGGGCUGGACAUUGACAACAUGAGGCACAAAGUGAAGGACUACUCUCUGGCCGGAGCGUACCGACGCGUCAUCAUCAGACCCAGUGAUGUCAGCUGGGAGGUGAUACAGUAUGAUGACCCCAAGAUCUCCCUGGUCCAUACUGAUGUGGAGAAACUGGAGGACAAGCCUGCCCCUGUCUUCAACACAGAGGGGAAGUAUCGGGCUUUGCGUAUGGAGUUCUCCCUGCCUCCCUCAACUUACGCCACUAUGGCGAUCCGAGAGGUUCUGAAGAUGGACACCAGCAUCAAGAACCAGACGCAGCUCAACACCACCUGGCUCAACUGAGACUAUAACACACAACGGCAAAUACUGACUGCUGUUACAGGCUGCAAAGCAGCUGAACACUGUGGCUACUUACUGUUGUGAGUGUUUUAAAAGAAAUGUGUUGAGUGUGUGUGAGUGUAGGAGUGAUUGGGUUCUUUGUCAACUCAGAGCUCACUCCUUGUAGCUUGUUAGAGUGGUGAGUUAAACUAUGACAACCACAUAUUUAAAAAAUGUAUCAUUCAGAACUUUUUUUUAAAUCAGAAAGUUUUUACUUUGUACGCUAAGGCUUUCCUGUACUGCAGCUAAGUGAUCUCUUAUAUUUUGCUUAAAAAAGACAUUUAAAUUAAUCUUGUGGUGCUUUCAUGGACCAUUCAUGCAAGUAUCCUCUUCAAGCUCUGCUGCACAGGGUACAUGGUGUGUACUGUUUGUACAGAAACAUUAACUUUUUUUUUUUUUUUAAAUAUAUGUGACUGUGAUUUGAAAACACUUCAGAAGAGAGAAUUAAAAAAAUGUUAAAGGUAAGAAA
Molecule: messenger RNA, 2726 nt
Organism: Myripristis murdjan (pinecone soldierfish)
Lineage: Eukaryota; Metazoa; Chordata; Actinopteri; Holocentriformes; Holocentridae
Gene: pus7
Product: pseudouridine synthase 7
Exons: 18
Coding region: 278-2221 (647 amino acids)
Biological process (GO): pseudouridine synthesis
Cellular component (GO): nucleus
Molecular function (GO): RNA binding; pseudouridine synthase activity
Source: RefSeq, a predicted model, not a curated record